Molecule: messenger RNA, 4972 nt
Organism: Lepus europaeus (European hare)
Lineage: Eukaryota; Metazoa; Chordata; Mammalia; Lagomorpha; Leporidae
Gene: PEG3
Product: paternally expressed 3
Exons: 9
Coding region: 1-4779 (1592 amino acids)
Biological process (GO): regulation of transcription by RNA polymerase II
Molecular function (GO): RNA polymerase II cis-regulatory region sequence-specific DNA binding; DNA-binding transcription factor activity, RNA polymerase II-specific
Source: RefSeq, a predicted model, not a curated record
AUGCUGCCUCCAAAGCCCUUGUCUGCUACCAAACCUAAGAAGUUCUGGGCCCCAAAUCUGUAUGAGCUAGACAGUGACUUGACUAAGGAGCCGGAUGCCAUCAUAGGAGAAGGCCCAACUGACUCUGAAUUCUUUCAUCAGAGGUUUCGGAACUUACUCUAUGUGGAAUUUGUUGGGCCUCGGAAGACACUGAUCAAACUCCGAAACCUCUGCCUCGAUUGGUUGCAGCCGGAGACUCGCACCAAGGAGGAGAUCAUCGAGCUCUUAGUCCUUGAGCAGUACCUGACCAUCAUCCCUGAAAAGCUUAAGCCUUGGGUGCGAGCAAAAAAGCCAGAGAACUGUGAGAAACUUGUCACUCUGCUGGAGAAUUACAAGGAGAUGUACCAGCCAGAAGACGACAACAACAGCGACAUACCCAGUGACGACGACAUGAGCCGAAAUGGAGGAGAAACCCCACCACCUCGCUCGGAGCACUCUUUCAGCAGUGACAGGGACUGGAACAGGAGGGGCAGAAGCAGAAAUAUAGAACCUCGAGACCGCUGGUCAUACCCCAGGAAUCCUAGAAGCAGGCUGCUUCAGCGGGAUCUUUCCCUUCCUGUGAUGGCGAAAACAAGUUUUGAAAUGGAGAGAGAAGACGACAGGGACUUGAUGGAUUAUGAGCCCCCAUCCCAGGAUGUUGAGUCAUACCAGAAUGUCAUGGACCUUAACGAGGACAGGAAACCUCAGAAUCCAAUCCAGGAUAACAUGGAGAACUACCGAAAGCUGCUGUCUCUGGGGGUGCAGCUUGCUGAAGAUGAUGGCCACUCCCACAUGACGCAAGGCCACUCCUCAAGGUCCAAGAGAAGUGCCUACCCAAGCACCAGUCGAGGCCUGAAAACUAUUCCUGAAGCCAAAAAAUCAACCCACCGGCGUGGAAUUUGUGAAGAUGAAUCUUCCCAUGGGGUGAUAAUGGAGAAAUUCAUCAAGGACGUGUCACGAGCCUCCAAAUCAGGAAGAGCAAGAGAGUCAACUGAUCAUCCACAGAGGUUCCCCAGGAUGUCAGAUGAAAGCUGGAAGGAUGUUUCCUUCACCAAAAGGGAAUCAGUGAUUCAGGAGAGGGGUUAUGAAGGGAAUGCAUUUAGGGGAGGUUUUAGGUUUAACUCAGACCUUGUGUCUAGAAGGAGAGUUCUUGAAAGAAAAAGGCGCUAUCAUUUUGACACGGAUGGGAAGGGCUCGACUUGGGAUCAGAGGGCCAGGAAGAAGCCCUUUGAAUGUGGUAGUGAGAUGAGAAAAGCUCUGAGCAUGAGCAGCCUGAGCAGCAUCAGCUCCUCGUCCUUCUCCGGGUCGCAACCGGUUGACUUUGGAGCGAUGCCGUAUGUGUGUGAUGAGUGUGGGAGGUCAUUCAGCGUCAUCUCAGAGUUUGUUGAACACCAGAUCAUGCACACUAGAGAGAACCUAUAUGAGUAUGGUGAAUCCUUUAUUCACAGUGUGGCUGUCAGUGAGGUUCAGAAAAGCCAGGCUGGAGGGAAACGCUUUGAGUGUAAGGAAUGUGGGGAAACUUUCAAUAAGAGCGCCACUCUGGCUGAGCACCGGAAAAUUCAUGCUAGAGAGUAUCUCGCAGAAAGUAACGAUCAGGAAUAUGAGGAGGCCUUUAUGCCUAGCCCAACCUUCAGUGAGCUUCAGAAGAUCUAUGGCAAAGACAAAUUCUAUGAGUGCAAAGUGUGUAAGGAAACCUUCCUUCAUAGCUCUGCCUUAAUUGAGCAUCAGAAAACCCAUGGUAGAGGGAACUUCAGUGAUGACAAAGAUAAUGAGCGUGAGCGCCAGCGUGAGCAUGAGCGUGGAGAAGCCUUUAUGCCCAGCUCAGCCUUUAUUGAGUUUCAGAAAAUGUAUGGUAAAGAGAAAAUCUAUGAAUGUAAAGUGUGUGGGGAGACCUUCCUUCAUAGCUCUUCUCUGAGAGAACAUCAGAAAAUCCAUACUAGAGGAAACCCAUUUGAAAACAAGGGUAAAAUAUGUGAGGAAACCUUUAUUCCUGGUCAGUCUUUUAAAAGGCGUCAGAAAACUUACGCUAAGGAGAAGCUGUAUGACUUUAAAGAUGGCAGGGAUGCCUUUCUGAGCUCAGACCUCAGUGAGCAUCAGAAAAUUCAUUCUCGAAAGAACCUUUUUGAAAGCAGAGGGUAUGAGAAACCUGUCAUUCAUAACAUGCCAUUCACAGAAUCUCAGAAGAGCCAUACUAUAACAAGACCACCUGAAAAUGAAGAGGAGGAGAAGGCAUUCACCAUCAGCUCUAACCCCAGUGGGAACCAGAAAUUUCCCCUGAGAGAAAAUGUCUAUGAGAGGAAACCAUAUGAGAGGUCGGUUAUUCAUAGCUUAGCCUCUACGGCAGCUCAGAGAAGCUACAUUGCAGUGGGGCCCAGUAAACUGAAAGUGAUUGCAGAGUCUACCAUUCAGAGCUCAAAUGUUAUCAGCUAUCAGAAAAUCCGCUCUGGAGGGAACAGCUAUGAAGGAAAAGAAUACAAGAGAUCUGUAAUCCAUAGCUUGGCUGCUCCCAGGCCUCUGAAACGUCACAUUCUAAAUGAUCUGGGUGGAUGUGAUGAGAGAGGAGAAUCUUCCAUUUAUAUCUCAGAUCUUAGUAAUAAGCGACAGAAGAUUGCUGCCAGAGAGAACCUUUAUGAAAAUGAUGUGAAUAACAGUCAUGAGGACUCUGCUUUACAAAGUGUAUCCUAUGUCAGACCUCAAAAAAGCCUUGCUGGAGAGGGACCUAGUGAAUUGAAACAGGAUGGCGAAUUUUCUGUCCCAAGCUCAAGUGUCCGCCAACACCAGAAAGCUCGUGCUAAAAAGAAGUACAUUGAGCAUAGGAGCAAUGAGACCUCUGUAAUUCAUUCCCUACCUUUUGGGGAACUGCAGCGGAUUCACCCUAGAGAGAAGCUCUAUGAGUGUCAGGAGUGUGGUGAGUCCUUUGCUCGUAUCUCUGACCUCACUGAGCACCAGAAGAUUCACGAUAGAGAGAAGCCCUCUGGAAGCAAAAACUACGAACGGUCUGUCAUUCGCAGCUCGGCCCCUACCGAUCCUCAGACAAGUUAUGCCCAAGAGCAAUAUGCUGAAGAACAAGCACGCAGUGAAUUUAAGUUCAGGCAAUGCUUUACUAACAGCAACAACCUUAGUACACAUCAGAAAAUCUAUGCUCAAGAGAAGUCCCAUGGUGAGGAGACACCUGGUGAGGAGACCCGUGGCCAGGAGACUCCUGGCGAGGAGACCCACAGCGAGAAGACAGUUGAAGAUGCUGUCAUUCAGGGUUCAGACUUGGAUGAGCCUCAGAAGGAUGACCCUGACAACACAAUCUAUGAAUGUCAGGACUGUGGGCUGGGCUUUGUGGAUCUCACAGACCUCACUGACCAUCAGAACGUCCACAGCACAAACACAAAAUGUCUCGUUGACAGUCGUGAGUACACGCAUUCUGUAAUUCACACCCAUUCCAUCAGUGAAUAUCAGAGAGAGUACACAGGAGAACAGCUCUACGAGUGCCCAAAAUGUGGAGAAUCUUUUAUUCAUAGCUCAUUCCUUUUUGAGCAUCAGAGAGUCCAUGAGCAAGACCAGUUGUAUGCCCUAAAGGGAUGUGAUGAUGGUUUUAUUUCUCUCUUGCCUGUGAAGCCACGAAGGAAUCGAGCUGCAGAGAGGAAUCCCGCUCUUGCUGGGUCAGCCAUUCGAUGCCUUCAGUGUGGACAAGGCUUCAUUCAUAGCUCUGCCCUUAAUGAGCAUAUGAGACUGCAUAGGGAGGAUGAGUUACUGGAGCAGAGCGAGAUGGCUGAGGAAGCCAUCAUGUCAGGCCUAGCCCUCACAGAGUUUCAGGGAAGUGAAAGUGAAGAGAAGCUCUUUGAAUGUACAAUAUGUGGAGAAUGCUUCUGCACUGCCUCAGAACUUGGGGAUCAUCACACAAGGGUUCAUAAAGAUGAGCCUUACGAUUAUGGGCCCUCCUUCACUCAUACCUCAUUCCUCACUGAGCCGCUCAAAGGAGCUAUACCGUUCUAUGAAUGCAAAGAUUGCGGGAAGUCCUUCGUUCAUAGCACAAUCCUCACUAAACACAAGGAGCUUCAUCCUGAGGAAGAUGACGAUGACGAUGAUGACGACAGUGCCCAGGCAGUUGAAGCUAAUGUCAUCGUUCCACAAGAAGUUCUGCGGAUCCAGGGGUCAAAUGUAGAGGCUGCGGAGCCGGAGGUGGAGGCGGCGGAGCCGGAAGUGGAGGCUGCUGAGCCAGAGGUGGAGGCUGCUGAGCCAAAUGGAGAAGCUGAGGGGCCAGAUGGAGAAGCUGCAGAGCCAAAUGGAGAGGCUGAGCAGCCAGAUGGAGAGGCUGGAGAGGCUGAACAACCCGAGGGAGAUGCUGACGAGCCAGACGGGGCAGGGAUUGAAGACCCAGAAGAAAGAGUCGAGGAGCCAGAGGGGGAUGCUGAUGAGCCUGAUGGUGCAGGGGUUGAAGACCCGGAAGAGGAAGGUGAAGAUCAAGAGAUUGAGAUUGAAGAACCGUACUACAACUGCCAGGAGUGCACAGAAACCUUUACUUCCAGUGCGGCAUUUGGUGAGCACCUGAAAACUCACGCCAGCGUGAUUGUAUUUGAGCCUGCAAAUGCCUUUGGAGAGUGCUCUGGCUACAUUGAGCGCGCCAGUGCCAGCACCAGCACCAGCACCAGCACCAGCGCAGGUGGGGCUGAGCAGGCUGACGAGAAGUACUUCAAAUGUGAUGUCUGUGGGCAGCUCUUCAAUGACCGCCUGUCCCUUGCUAGACACCAGAACACUCACACUGGCUGAGUGUGAAGGCUGGAAAACCUUCACCUAGAACUUGAACCUUAUCACACCACAGAGUAUAUUGAGACCAACCUAUAAUAACCUCAGUAUGAAACUUACCUUAGUAUAGAGAUGACUGACUUAACAUCAGAUAACUCAGCCUGAAAAAUGACUGUGGAGACUUUCAAUCUUAGCUCUCCCCAAUCAGACAUCAGCA